UCUACAACAGUGGUCACUACAGUCCCACUAUCCAGCCAAGCCCAGGUUAGUGUGCAGCAGCCUGUUUCAGUGGCUAUGCAGCCGCUGCAGCAAGCACCUGGGCCCAUGCAACCUAUGCAGUGGAUGCCCAAGAUACCUCUAAUGAGUCCCAAGCCUUUCUUUGGAGACAAGAAGAAGGAGGAAGACUUGGACACCUGGGUGAGGACUGUGCCUACUUAUGUGAGGCACAAGCUCACAAGGCCAAAACAAGAAGUUGUAGUGGCUGCCUCCUUUUUAGAAGGAUCAGCAGCCCGCUGGUUGAAUGGCUUAGUGCAGCAACAGGGCUACGGUCAGGAUUUCGAUGCCUGGGCUCAGGCUCAGACAUUGGAACAGUUCGUUCGGACAGUCUACAACAGGUGGCAUGACCCACAAGGGGCUCAAGAGGCCACCGAUGCUAUCAACAACCUGUGUUCCCGAAGGUUCAAGGAUGUUAGAGAGCUAACAGACACCGUAGAACGCCUUCUCGUGGUACCUGGUGUGCGCUUUGACCAGCAGGUUCUCCUGACGGAUUACCUAAGGUGCCUACCUACAGAGGUAAGGACCAAGCUGGUCGAUGAGGCCUAUGUCGAUCAGCACACCUUCGCUUCUUUUAGUAAGAAAGCACUGGACAUAGAGGCAAAGUUGGGAUCUGCGCACAAGGUAUCCAAUGAUGGUAGGAAGAGACUGCCCCGAGAUUGGAAGAAAAAGGAUCAGUUAAUGUUCGUUGACCACGAUGGUCAAACAACGGAGAUUGACGACUACUCAGAUCUUGGGGAGUUCACAGAGCACGAUGGGGGUGGUGAGACUUCAGAUGGUGGAGUCGUGGCACCCAUCAAGGAAAAGGCUAGGGGGACCRGGAAGAAGAAGGYAGKACGGUCCACGGGUCAGGGCGACCAAGGAACACCCGCAUGGGUGAAGAUUGGUUUAGAAUAUGAGGUGUGGCGUGACCGCGUUGCUAGGGGUACAUGCAUGAACUGUGGCCAUUAUGGUCACACGUCCAGGACUUGCUGCGGCAAGAAGGUCACCACGAAGGUAGCCUCACCAACGGUGAUGACGUCAGGGAAUCACCCUGAGUCAAAUGGCCAAGCAGAACAGAUGAACCGGGUAGUGCAGCACUUGCUUAGGCAUUAUAUUAAGCCAAGCCAGGAUGACUGGGACGAGAAGUUACCUCUCGUCGCCASCCUGUACAACAAUGCUGUGCACAGCACCACCGGUAUGACUCCCAAUCAGUUACAUCUUGGUUGGAAGCCCAGAUCUGCGCUUGACUUUCUGUUACCAGAAAGGCAACCUACUGCAGCACCUGGCAACAUAGAGUUUGCUGUCAAGUAUGAGCAGAUGCUGCAGCAAGCCGUUGAACACAUUCAGAAGUCUCAAGAUGCUAUGAUUGCAUCUGAGAACAAACAUAGACGGCCUUCUAACUGUCAAGUAGGCGAGAGAGUCUGGGUGAAAUCAUCUGAACUGGGACAAGAGAUAGGGAUCUCAAGGAAACUGAUGCCUCAGUACUUCGGGCCCUGGGAGAUCUUAGAUAUUGUAGGGGAUCAACCGGAUGGGCCUUCUUACGUGAUUCGCAUCCCUGCACACUUACGGACCCAUCCUGUUUUCCAUGCCUCCAAGCUGGCACCUUUUGCUGCCACAGACCUGUUUCCCUCUCGGAGAUCUAUGCUGCCCCCAACCAUGGAUGGCGAAGUGGACAUUGACCAGAUCGUCGAGCAUCGGAUGAUGCCUGCUCCUCGACCAUCAGGCAGAGGGCGACCUCCUAAACCAAGAAUGCAGUAUCGGGGGAGUGCUAUGUUCGCCCCAUUACCUUCUGGGAAGGAUGCGAUCAAGGUCCUUAUGGAGGGAGCAUCGGAAGUGCCAGUCUUCGGGGUGAGGAAGCAGCCGCAGGAGCAACAGAUGCUGAGGCAGGUCCUCAAAUGGGUGGGCCCAAGGACCAAUGCUGAGGGACUUGUCAUGAGGCUUUGCCUGACUAAAUGAGUUGCAUUCAGUCCUUGUUCAAUCUGCUCUCUGGUUCUCCAGUGAUGGUGACUACAAUCAUCAUUGCUUUUGGCUUCCACACAUGUUGCACCAAUAUGAAUGUGUUGAGCUUCCUGACACUGUUCUAACUUCAAACUUUGGAGUUGGAACUCAGACGAGAGGGAGCGACUCGUUGCAAUACAUUACUAGUACUUUAUUACUUUGUAAAAGAAAGGAGAUGUUUUCUGUUACACACACACACACACACACACACACACACACACACACACACACACACACACACACACACACACACAUGCAGACACAUGCACUGCGGAGUUGUUCAUAGUGAACAUUACAACACAUGCAUUCACACACUUCCACACACACAGUGACACGUCUUCCCUUCUGAAUAUCAGCCUAUGGCACUGCAACGAAGCAGCAGGCCUGCGCUGGAAACAAAUAGCUCAAUGGUGAUUAAUAGGGGAAAUCUGGUGGUUCUAUYCUAACAUCAAUGCAAGGCAUACUUCAGGUUAUUUUGCAACUCUUUCCCCCCCAAAAAAAGUUGAAAACCCACCGCUAUGCUGCGACUCACCGUUGGUUUUCAGAUCACCUUCGAAGCCAAGUCCAUCGAGACGGAAAAUCAAUGAUCAGCAACUUAAACCAGAAUGCGGUGAACUAUUCUCAAUCCCCUUCCAUCUUGUCAGUCAUUCCCUCACACUCAUUGCCAAUGCACUCCAUCUUCUGCAUUGACCGCUUGCCUGGUUUUGACAUCCUCCUCUCCCUCUUUUGACUUCGGGUGAUACCCAUAUAUAUCGCACCGACGAUGCUAAUACAAUGCCAAUAACACCAACAAGAACAAGAAGACAAACACGGCCGAGAACAAAGGACAUUAGGAAAA
Chara braunii is the source of this 2872-nucleotide messenger RNA. NCBI's taxonomy places the organism in Eukaryota, Viridiplantae, Streptophyta, Charophyceae, Charales, Characeae. The record is from the annotation of a GenBank genome assembly.